Messenger RNA from Aegilops tauschii subsp. strangulata, 1085 nucleotides. The record is from RefSeq and is a predicted model, not a curated record. Lineage: Eukaryota; Viridiplantae; Streptophyta; Magnoliopsida; Poales; Poaceae.
AUGGAUGUUGCUCUUUUAAUUCAAAUUUCCACCAAUAGCUUCCUUGUACAGAAAUUGAAAUUGCGUCAUAUUGGUGCCUGCAGCAAACAUGUAACCGAUGCGGAAACAUUAGGAGACAAACCUGUCGGAGAGAGCGAAACAGAGGAAGGCGGUGCAUAUGAUGCCGGAGCAGAGUUUACUGGUCUUCAGCUACUCUUUUUGACACCAGAUGAACGGAUAUCCCGUUGGAGGCGUCUAUACAAGAAUAGAGCCAACACGUCCUUGGUUUUCUAUCAUAAGCAUCACCCUGAUUGCUAUGAGUUUACACACGUGCGCUUGAACGAUGUUUUUGAUUUCAUCGAGGGCUACUUCGCCUAUUUGCACAUGAACUUCAAGGCAAGGAACGUUGCCACAGGGUCAGAGCAAAUCUUCUUUCCUGAGUUGAUGGCAGAAAUGGAUAAUAACGACAAUGCCUCCAAUGGUUAUUAUCGCGUCAGUGCAUGCGACAUUGUUGAUGGUAACUCUGCUGGUAAGCUCCUUUUCUUUUUAUCCACAGGCUUUGAUGCCAUCACAUUAUUUCUAUUUUAUUUCCAGAAACUCUCGAAUAUGCAUUGUUCUUGUACUAAUUAUUAUGCUUCUGACCGUUGUGUAAUAUGCUAAACUAGUUUUGGACUGAAGUAGACCCUUUUUCUAUACCUAAUUGUCAUGAAAGAAUACCAUUUCCUUGUAGAGUACCAUUGAUGGAAUGUUUGGCAUGACUGGUUGUAUUUACUUCUUGGAACCCUAACGUGGUUAUUUUUUUCAUAGGUGGCCGUAAAAAAGAAGUUGAGUGUAAGUACAUCCCAGGAUAUAAGAAUGACAUGGAAAAUUGCUAAGUGUGUGCUUAGAAAAUCAAGCACCCUGUCGGAAGUACAUACAAAGGAGGCCAUUCUGUUUCGGACUAUGGCGUGGAAGAAAAUUCUACUGAAUGAACCAUACAAAACUGCAUUGAGGAAGAGUACUGUAAGAAGAUGUGCACACAACGUCAGAUCGUUUCGAUGUUAGCUCCAUCAGAGCAGAGAACUUUGUUAUGUGUGCUUGGGUGUGUCUUCCUUGUAAUCAUGAAA